AUGGCCACCUUCGCCUCCUUUCUCUCAUGUUCUCCUCGCCCUUCCAUACGACGUUGUAGCGGGAUUUCACUUGCUCGGCCUUUCUCUGUUAAUUAUCCCACUAGGUAUUUUAUCAAAUCUCCAAGUUUAAGAACCCUAGUUUUAGCUUCUUCUUCCGUUGGGGAAUUUAAUGCUGGCAAUGGGAAUUCGCGGUCGAAGAAAUCGGUUCUCUCAAAUUUGAUACAUGAGAUUGAGCCUUUGGAUGUGAGCCUUAUUCAGAAAGACGUUCCACCUACAACUAUAGAUGCCAUGAAAAGGACCAUUUCGGGAAUGUUGGGCUUGCUUCCGUCUGACCAAUUUCAGGUGAUGAUUGAUGCGUUAUGGGAACCACUAUCCAAGCUGUUGAUUUCUUCAAUGAUGACCGGGUAUACAUUGCGGAAUGCUGAACAUAGGCUUUGCCUUGAGAAAAAUCUUGAAAUCUAUGAAGGACAUAUUGAUAAACAAAAAACUGAAGAUUCUAAACUUGAAGGUUUGUUGCUCAAUGACGAUGUAGUGAGCAAAAUUUUCAGACAAGACAACUUGCCAUUAUCAGAGACAACUGGUGAAAUUACAUCAAAGAUUCCAGAUCUUGGGGGAAUGUCUCUUGAAGCUCAAGAAUAUAUAUUGAGAUUACAAUCUCAUUUAUCUUCUGUCAGAAAGGAGCUCCGCGAAGUUAAAAGGAAAUCUGCAGCUCUUCAGAUGCAACACUUUGUGGGGGAAGAACAGAAUGACUUGUUAGAUUAUUUAAGAUCUUUGCAACCCGAAAAGGUAGCGGAGCUUUCAGAACCGACAUCUCCUGAGUUGAAGGAUACCAUACAUUCUGUAGUACAUGGUCUCUUGGCCACCCUUUCUCCUAAGAUGCGUUCACAAGCACCUGAUCUCUCUGACGACCCAGCUAUAGGAACCAUAAUAACUGAAACAGAAGAAGACAGCAUCGAUCUUGUUGAAAACACUUCCCUCCAAUUGCAGCCUCUUAUUUGUUUGACACGUGAUUAUCUGGCGCGCCUACUGUUUUGGUGCAUGUUGCUGGGACACUACCUUAGAGGCCUAGAAUAUCGGUUGGAGCUGAUGGCACUUCUGUCCUUACCUUGUGUGGAAGAGAAUGGUAGUACUGAAUGA
Fraxinus pennsylvanica is the source of this 1137-nucleotide messenger RNA. The record is from the annotation of a GenBank genome assembly. NCBI's taxonomy places the organism in Eukaryota, Viridiplantae, Streptophyta, Magnoliopsida, Lamiales, Oleaceae.